Symbiodinium natans is the source of this 1146-nucleotide messenger RNA. Lineage: Eukaryota; Dinophyceae; Suessiales; Symbiodiniaceae. The record is from the annotation of a GenBank genome assembly.
AUGCCGGCGAAAUUUUCUAAGAAGUUGAGCGCAUCAUGCGACUCGGUUGGUGAAGUCGACUUGGAUGAGCCCAGUGAAUCGACCCCGCUUCCCAAGGAGAAGAAAGGGGCAAAGAACGCAACUCCAGCAAAGCGUCCGGCGGAGAAGCGUGUGAAAAAGGAUGUCAACGAGGAAGCUGCCUCUGACAAGAAGCCGAAGCGCGCCAAGAAGGCAAAGGAAGGUCCUUACACUAGCUUUAAGGAGCAGGGCUCCAUUCCUGAGCCACAAAUGCAGAGACGAGUCGAGGAUCUGCCGGAGGGCAAGUGUGCUUUGAAUGUACUGUCUUGGAACGUUGGUAGCUUGAGGGCCUUCCUGAAAUCGCGCAUCGCGGACCUGCAGGAAGCUGUGAAGCAAGGAGCCCCGCACGUGCUCGGAAUCAUUGAGCACAAGCUGCAAGACGGCACUGCUGAUACAGAGAAUGCUUUGGAGGAGCUCUCCAAGGCACUUCCAGACUACCGCGUCGCUUGUGUGAACUACUCGAAGGUCAAGAAGGGCUACUCCGGUACGCUGGUCAUGCUCCACAAGGACGCACCCGAGCCGAUCAGCCUGGCUGCCGAGGAUCUGCCGGCUGCUGCUGACGAGGGCCGGUUGGUGGUCUGCGAAUUCUCCUCCGUGUUCGUGGUGCUGUGCUAUGUUCCGAACUCUGGCGAUGGGCUCAAGCGCUUGAGCGAUCGCGUGGAGAAGUGGGAUCCGCAGCUGCGGGAUCGAUUGCACGCACUUCUGAAGAAGAAGAGUGUCGUCCUCAUGGGCGACUUGAAUGUGGCCCAUCAGGACAAGGAUAUCUGGAACGCCGAGGCGCCUCACGUUCCGAAGAGCGCCGGCUUGACUGCCGAGGAGCGGGAAUCCUUCUCCAAGCUACUGGAGAGUGGCUUCAAGGACGGCUUUGCGGUACACCAUCCCGAGGCAUUCGGCGCCUUCACUUACUGGAGUGUGCGAGCCGGCAACCGGAAAACAAACCGAGGCCUCCGGCUGGACUAUGUCCUGGUGUCUGAAGAGAUGACGUCCGGAAGCGAGAGUAAGGAUGGACCUGCACUUUGGGAUGCUUUCCACCUACCAGCGGUGGCAACAGGGGAUCACUGCCCAGUCGGUGCCGUCAUUGCCGUGUGA